AUGGCUGCCGUGUGCCGUCCCUGCCUAUUCUCAGCGCAUCUCCCCUACUGCUUACUUCCAGUGGUUCUCGCCGCACUACAGCCCGCCGCAACGAAGAAGAAGCAGUGCAGUAUGGCCUUGGCCUGCUCCUGCCCGGAGUCCGGGUGCGCCUUCGUGGGCUCCCCGGCGAUGCUCCUCAAUCAUCUCGCCAACAGCCACCAGCGCCCCGCCGUCACGGUCCGCUACGGCCUGUCCUCUAACCUCGGCUUCUCCCUUUCGCACCCCUGGCAUGCGCUCGUCGGGGAGGACGACCGCAGCGUUUUCCUCGUGUCCCUGGGCCCCCUGGGCGCCGCUACGGCCGUGUCGCUAGUGUACGUCAGGCCCGACGGUGAGGCCGAGGUGGCGCCCCGGUUCUGGUGCAAGCUGUCCGUGGGGCCCCCGGGUAUCGACAUGGUCCUCAUGGCCUCGCCGGUGAGCAGCAGCAUGCUGGCCGCCGGCGCACCCGCGCCGUGGCAGGGGAUGUUCUUGGCGGUGCCCCAGGAGAUGCUCUCCGGUGACACGCUCACGCUCAGCAUCUGGAUCGAUCUGAACCCACCUUCCGCUGGCGCUCCCAAUGAAGUCGACUACACCACAGGCGAGGACAUCGAGGAGGAUGCUGUCAAGCAGGGGCGAGCCAGCAAAUUUAGCCAUUGA
Triticum urartu is the source of this 672-nucleotide messenger RNA. The record is from RefSeq and is a predicted model, not a curated record. NCBI's taxonomy places the organism in Eukaryota, Viridiplantae, Streptophyta, Magnoliopsida, Poales, Poaceae.